Molecule: messenger RNA, 4010 nt
Organism: Sinocyclocheilus anshuiensis
Lineage: Eukaryota; Metazoa; Chordata; Actinopteri; Cypriniformes; Cyprinidae
Product: copine-8-like
Exons: 19
Coding region: 131-1897 (588 amino acids)
Biological process (GO): cellular response to calcium ion
Cellular component (GO): plasma membrane
Molecular function (GO): calcium-dependent phospholipid binding
Source: RefSeq, a predicted model, not a curated record
CAGAAGCACUGCUUUCCUCCUCCUCGCAAUCUUGCGAAAUCACCCAUGAAUUCUCUCGCGUAAAGCGGCGCGAGCGUCCAGCCUCUUCCGUCUAAAAGGGUUAAAGAAAAGAAACCUCACCAUAAACAGCAUGAGUAGCUGCGGUUUCCUGAAUAUGGCGACGAUAGGAAAUUUCGACCCGCUCAGCGCCACUAUUCCUGCCACAAAAAUUGAGAUUACAGUCUCGUGCAGAAAACUGCUUGACAUGGACACAUUUUCCAAAUCAGAUCCAAUCUGUGUGCUGUACAUACAAGGCAUUGGCAACAAAGAGUGGCGAGAGUUUGGGCGGACGGAAGUUAUUGAUAACACUUUGAACCCAGAUUUUGUGCGAAAAUUCAUAUUGGACUACUUUUUUGAAGAAAGACAGAACUUAAAGUUUGAUCUGUAUGAUGUCGACUCCAAGAGCAGCAACCUUUCAAAACAUGAUUUCCUUGGCCAGGCUUUUUGUACAUUGGGAGAGGUGGUGGGUUCGUUGGGCGGUCGUAUGGAGAAACCUCUUGGGGGGAUUCCAGGGAAGAAAUGUGGGACGAUUAUUGUGAAGGCCGAGGAGCUUAGCAACUGCAGGGAGUCUGUGAUGAUGCAAUUUUGUGGCAACAAACUGGACAAAAAGGACUUCUUUGGCAAAUCGGACCCUUUCUUAGUGUUUUAUCGCAGCAAUGAGGAUGGAACAUUUACCAUUUGCCAUAAGACAGAGGUGGUGAAGAUCAAUCUGAACCCUGUGUGGCAAGCCUUUAAAAUCCCCGUCAGAGCCCUGUGCAAUGGCGAUUUUGACAGAACGAUCAAGGUUGAAGUGUAUGACUGGGAUCGGGAUGGCGGUCAUGACUUCAUUGGAGAAUUCAGCACAAGCUACAGAGAACUGUCAAGAGGCCAGUCACAAUUUAACGUGUAUGAGGUCAUAAACCCGAAGAAGAAAGGCAAGAAGAAAAAAUAUCUCAACUCUGGAACUGUGACACUGCUGUCAUUUCUCGUUGAUAUUGAAGCCACCUUCCUGGAUUACAUCAAAGGCGGCUACGCUCAAAUAGAGAAGGAGCUCUAUGAGGUCUUAUUCGGCUGCAAGUGCUUUCAUCAGUAUGUGGAUGGCCGUGAAGUCAUAGUGGAGUAUGAUCACAAGCCGCUUGAAUCAGUGAUGAAAAAACCUCUAGCUCCGCCGCGACUUCAAAGAAUGAUUCUUCAACUCCAGAAAUAUGACAUCACCAUCACACACCGGCCAGGAAAGGAGAUUCCAGUGGCGGACACCCUCUCUAGAAAGUCCAUAAAGACAGAGCACGACAAUCUCAGCGAAGGAAUGGACAUGCAGGUUCACAUGAAUGGAAACCCUCAGAAUCCAUAUUGCAAUGGCAUUGAUGGAGUCAUGGAGGCAUAUUACCAGAGUCUAAAGUCCGUCCAGCUCUAUGGACCUACCAACUUCUCGCCUGUCAUUAACCAUGUAGCCAGAUAUGCUGCCUCAAUAAAGGAUGGCUCACAGUACUUCAUCCUCCUCAUCAUCACAGAUGGAGUGAUAUCAGAUAUGGCCCAGACAAAGGAGUCCAUUGUUAAUGCUGCAUGUCUUCCCAUGUCAAUUAUUAUUGUUGGAGUUGGACCAGCCGAGUUCGAUGCCAUGAUCGAGUUGGAUGGUGAUGAAGUCAGAAUCUCAUCCAGAGGCAGAUAUGCUGAGAGAGACAUCGUACAGUUUGUUCCAUUCAGAGACUACAUUGAUCGCACUGGGAAUCACAUCCUCAGCAUGGCCCGCCUGGCCAAAGACGUUCUUGCUGAGAUCCCAGACCAGUUCCUAUCCUAUAUGAGGACCAGAGGAAUCAAGCCGUCUCCUGCUCCCCCUCCGUAUACACCCCCAGGACACCCACUGCAAACUCAGAUCUAAAAUGAGCCCUGGAGCGAGCCUUGCAGUAUCUCAGUAUCGCUUUCUCAAUCACUCAGUGAGAUGAUGUUUUCCUCAGCUCUCAGCUCUUUCUGUCCCUUUCUCUUUGCACUAUGGGGGCUGUAGAUGGACAACAUGGUUAGACAGGGUUCUGAGAACAGGUUUACUUCCAUUACAGGCAUUCUCUGUCAGGAUGUCUCUCAGUUUCUCUCUCUGUCUCUCAAUGCCUGGCUAGCUUGUUUCUGAGGGCCGCAUUGUAGAAUGAACGUGUUUCUGGCUAACUGUGAAAAGAAGGAUGAAGUUGUAUGCAGGUAAGGAAAGACUAAAAAAUGAGCUGAUGAUGUUGCACCCUGUCUCAGAACAGCAGAGCAGCUUCCUCUUCCUCAGACCAGGAAAAGGCUAACAAAUCACCAGUUGCAAAUAGACUGUUGUAAAUAACUUCUUCUUCCGUCAUUUCUUAUCUCUUCCUCUCUUUCUUCUCUGAGCUCUCACUCAAUGUUUACAUGUUAAUGAUUUUCUUACUGUUGGAUCUAACUUUUAUAAGCGUAUAUCUUCAACAUGAACUUUGCCGUGCAAAUCCUCGCAGUGUGUGAUCUUUGCCAUGUCCGUCAGGUGGCAGGGGCUGGUGUCGUUGCGGAAAACCACAUUUCUUGCAUGGAAAUGAUGUGCUCAGGCAUGUGAUGCAUGUUGUGCAGCGUUCAUGUUAUUUGGCCUUUUCUUGUUCUCUCUUUUCUCUCACUUACUUUCUCUUUCUCUUUUUUUUUUUUUUGCCCUGGCAAAAGCACGAUAGAUGGGCACCUCAUCAUGUAUAAAGAACCUCAUAGGACUCAGCGUGCUUCAUUACAUUUAGAUCUGAGCAGCUGCUCUCAAAUAAGAGCCCAGUGGUCAAAAACACAGAUACCAUUAUUGUUUUAUGUCUUGUUUUUAUUGUUAUUAUUUUAUGUCUUAUUUUAAAACAUUGUAUGGAUGUUUUGUCAUUUUCUCUUGAUUUGGUGAUGCUGUAUUAUCUUUUUCCAAUAACAUGUAGAUUCAUCCAUCAUAUUUGAUCAUUACCUGGUAGAGUUGCCCAAAGAUAGUGUCAAAAAACACAAAGCUUAUUUCGAAAUCCUUCUUCUUGGAUUUCAUUGUUAAUAUUUAAGUGUUGAAACCUGAUAAGAUGCAGAAUUAUACACCUAAUUUAAGUUAUUUUUUCUAGAAGUGUUUUUGAUCCCAUUAUUUUAGAAAUGUGCUGUUAGUAUCAAAUAGUUACAAAAACUGGAACACUAGUUCAAAACAUGACUGUCGUCAUUUGUUUCUAGCAAAUGAAGUGAAUCAUAUUGACUUCUGGUUUAUUAUGAUUCACUUCAUUUAGCAGAGUUAUUUUAUACAAAAUUUUUCCAUUGCAAAAUACUCUGAAUGUUUUUGUUCUAAAACAUUCACACAUAGCAAAUGUGAAUGUUCCAGUAUGUAGCAACUCAUUUUUUUUUUCUUCACACAUUAGUGUAGUGAACUAUUUUGGGUAACAGCCUCAGGUUGAAAGGGAACUUUCCCCUUUGGAAUUCAGGAUUGUCAUUUCAGUUGUGCUGCUUUGUCACACAUACAAUAUUCACGAGAUGUUAACACAUAAAGUAGACCCAAAAAGCAUUCAGAAGCGUGUGCCAAAUCUACUGAAUCAAUGUAUGAAUGUCAUAAAAAAAAAAUCUAAGGACGUAUAAUUUUAAUGAAGGAAAAAGCAUUUAACAAACAUAAUUAUUUUAAAUUUAAAGUGAUAUAAUACAAGACAUCAAAUUAAAAAAAAAAUGGUUUCUGGUUAUCAGUUAUUGAUAGAACAUGUACUUGUGAUGUACUACAGUACACCAGUGUUUACUGGUGCAAAGUAACUUGUAACCAGAUUAUUUUAAUAUUAUAAUAAUAUUAUACUAAAAAUGUUUUGUUGACUGCUUUUGUUUCACUAUCAACUCAACUCAUUCAUUUUAAAUGGAAUUCUUAAGUAGGCACAAUUUAUAUUUGUCUACAAAACUACUUUCCAGCAUUUAAGCAUACCACUUAAAUAAAAAAAAAGUUUUUAAGAUCAUGAUAAACACAAAUUCAGUCACAGAGUAAUAGCUGACGAAUGAUGCAUGUGUGAAAAAGCAGC